Molecule: messenger RNA, 1751 nt
Organism: Lactuca virosa
Lineage: Eukaryota; Viridiplantae; Streptophyta; Magnoliopsida; Asterales; Asteraceae
Source: the annotation of a GenBank genome assembly
UUUAACUUAAAGUACAACCAAUCAUUAAUAUAAUAAUAUUAUAAUAUCUAUCUUACAAAUUAUAAUGCUUCAGAUACAAGUAUUAACAACACCUUUAAAUCAGUAUUUCCUUACUUUCAGGAUUAAAGAGGGAUUGAAUUAGUAUUUUAAAUAAUUUCUAAUUUUUGACCCAGCUCCUUAAAAUGUUGACGUAUCCAAUUUAAAAUAAAUGGUACAAAACGUAAUGCACUAUGUAUAAAUACCGAAUGCAAUACAUACCUGGCUUCUUAUCCUUCUCUGUUAUCUCUGUUUAUUUUGACCUGGUCUUUAGCCUAUAUCUCAGUAAAUAAAUCCCAAAUUCGAAAACUCUAAUUCUCCCCACCCCUUCUGUCUUCCUCUAUGAUAAAUUCAAGGUAUACGUUUUCGCUAUCUUCUAAUUCAUUUCCUUUUAUUACUCUUUUCUCUAUGUUCCAUGAUAUCAACCGUCGAGUACAUCACUACAAAUGGGAAGCUUCACCGGCAACUUCGAUAAUCAAGAAAUGAUAAACUUUCACCACCAUCGCGUCAAAGUCGUCGCCUCUGAGAACCCUAACCCUAACCAACGUUCACAACCACCGCCACUCGGCUCACACUCCAUUACCGGUUGUUUGUUUAAUUUCCAGAUAUAACGAUGCUCACAUCUCCACCCAUGUCACUGCAUGCCACCACAAUGGGCAGCGGUCAUCAUGACAUUCACCACCAUUACUGAUCAUCUGAAUCUUAUCCUUCAUCUUCAUUUUCUCUCUAAACCAAAUUCUAGAUCCAUGGCCUUCACAUCUCAUAUUCAUAUUUACCACCUUACAGGGUAUGCAAUUUAUAGAGAAUAUUUCCAUAGAGGAGGAAGUGGAAUCUGGAGUAAGAAAGCGACAUGAAUCAGGAAAAGAGGGUUUCAUAGGUUUGAAAGAGGCUUUCUAGAUGAAAAUGAACCAGAACCCGAUUAAAAUCCGAUUUGUUAUUUAGGAUUUGGAACUUUUGAUGUACUUUAAAAGAGGAGCCUUUGAUUGUAUAACAAUAUGUACUAUAUAGUGAUUCACGCUCAUAUGUUCAUAUGUGGAUACUUACAAUGAUAACAGUGGUGAAAGCAUAUGGAGAAGACAAUCAUCAAAUGGUUUUAGACAAAAAAGGGGUUUCUAGAUAGAGACGAUCUUGGAUUGGAUAAAGUUACUGACAAGAGAAAGAAGAAUCAGAUGCAAAAUAUUGGGUUAUUAUUAUUUGAAAACACCAUUGAAAGAGGAGCAAUUGCAAAAAAGAAGCAAUUCAUAUGAAGAUGGCUUGGUGUAACUUGAGAGUUUGGUAUACAUGCGAUCUUCCACCUUCAUCGUUUGGAGCACAUGGUCCUGCAAAGGCCAAUGUCAAUGCUGCUGCCUCUUCUUCAGUCCAUGCAACUAUUGUUUGUACAUCAUCAGUACCCGGUCCACCAACUCAAGGAACAUAUGUUGCUGCACAUGGGAUUUACAUUUCUUAGAUCAUCCAUCUAAAGCAAAAAAUUUGUUGGCAGCUAGAGGUCUGUAACAUGAAAGGAACCCUCAAACAUUGAGUUUUAUGAGUGGUAAAUUUGGCAGGUGGUAAUUAAGAACAAAAUGAAUAGGUAUCCAAAUUUAUUUUGUUUUCAAACUAUGAGUAAAAAAUGUGCAAGUUCAACUGUUUGAAGACAUAGUUUUCUUCUUCUGAUUUGUUGAAAUCCUCCUCUUAACAUGGCGUUAUUCUUUUUUUCUUAUGUAGUUUUGUAGGUG